Molecule: messenger RNA, 2361 nt
Organism: Synchytrium microbalum
Lineage: Eukaryota; Fungi; Chytridiomycota; Chytridiomycetes; Synchytriales; Synchytriaceae
Exons: 6
Coding region: 1-2361 (786 amino acids)
Biological process (GO): tetrahydrofolate biosynthetic process
Cellular component (GO): mitochondrial envelope
Molecular function (GO): 2-amino-4-hydroxy-6-hydroxymethyldihydropteridine diphosphokinase activity; dihydroneopterin aldolase activity; dihydropteroate synthase activity
Source: RefSeq, a predicted model, not a curated record
AUGGGAUCAGACACUAUUUUCAUCAAGGACCUCGAGGUCAGAAACAUUAUAGGUGUAGACUCGUGGGAACGCUCAAAGCGACAGCCACUAAGAAUAUCUAUCUCAAUCUACUCGGACGUAAAAGAUGCUGGAACUCACGACUCGCUUACUUCCUCAAUCAACUACGGAACUGUCACCAAAGUCGUCCAGGAAUUCUCAGAGAGAACGGAAUAUAGAAGUGUAGAAGCUCUAGCGGGUGGUAUCGCCAAAGUGGUCAUCGACAAGUGUGGUGCUGAACGUGUCAAAGUACGCGUCGAGAAACCAAGAGCACUGUUACAUGCUGCUUGUGCUGGUGUUGAAUUAGUCAGGAGUAAGAGUGAUAUUGAAGCUCUAGAUGCUGCUUCUAAAGGAACCACAAGUGAUGAUGGGAACAGUCAGCAGUUGGAUGUGACUGGUGAAGAUCUCAUCUUCGUGAAUGAUUUGACGGUAUCCACUAUAAUCGGAGUAAACGCUUGGGAACGAGAAGAAAAGCAACGUGUAGUCAUGACCCUUAUAGUCCAUCUCUCCUUCCAACCAUACAACAUCAUUGCAGACAAGGUACCCAAAAUUCACGAUUACAGGACACUCUCUCGUCUAGUCCUCAAACACGUCGAAGCCUCAAAAUACAAGACUGUCGAAGCUCUAGCUACCGCUGUGGCCCGUAUAGGUAUUGAGGAAUGCCAUGUACCCAAAAUCACUGUACGGGUAGAGAAACCAUCAGCUCUUGUAUUCGCAAGUGCUUCUGGAGUCGAGAUUACGAGAGAUCGAGGAGAUUUCGGUUUGAAUUCUGAUGGAACUAGACCUGGAACUCCUGGUGAAGAUGACGCCGAUGAACAGCCAACAAGUAAUUAUAUAGUGAGCAGUAGUAGUAGUCCAGCUGGUGCUGCGGGUGUUAUACAGCACGCAGGUAGUCUAUCGGCUGCAUCGUCACCGAGCUUACGUCGUGUGGAUUUGGUGCAUGAAGUGUAUAUAGCUCUAGGUACAAACCUUGGUGAACGAUUAAAUAACCUGAAUCACGCUUUAGAAGCUCUGAGUAAACAUUCAGAGAUACAGUUAGUCGAUACAUCCUUCUUGUAUGAAACAGAACCCAUGUAUGUUACGGAUCAGCCAAGGUUUCUGAAUAUGGCAUGCAAGGUCCGAACAAGUUUACAACCAAUACCACUACUGGAUGUUUUGAAAACAAUCGAGGAUCAAUUAGGAAGGCUGCCUACUAUACGAAAUGGUCCAAGAUUGAUUGAUCUCGAUAUCAUUUAUUACGACUCGAUAGAAUUGAAGAGUGAACGACUCGUCAUUCCACAUCCCAGGAUUCAGGAACGAGGAUUCGUCUUGAAACCUUUGUGCGAUAUCGCUGCAGAGAUGGAACAUCCAAUACUAUAUCGCAGCAACAAACAGAUGCUAGCCUUACUAUCUCAUGCAGAAAUACCUCAAGAUCCCAUCAAACGAAUCCUUCCCAUACCAUCUUCGCCGUCAUCGCCAUCAUCACCCGAAUUAAUAUGGUAUUGGAAAUCAAAAACCUUCAUAAUGGGUAUCUUGAACGUAACUCCAGAUUCGUUUAGUGAUGGAGGCAUUGACAGCAACAUUAGUAACACUUCGUCACUGGAAUCAACACUCGAGCGAGCAGCCUCCAUGAUAACACAGGGAGUUGACAUAAUAGAUAUCGGAGGAAUGUCAACACGACCAGGCUCGGAUCCAAUAUCCCUCGAAGAAGAAUUAGCUCGAACGAUACCUGUGAUUAAAGCUAUUCGAGCACGUCAUCCUACUACACCAAUAUCGAUAGACACGUAUAGGAGUCAAGUUGCUCUAGCAGCUAUAGAAGCAGGUGCAAAUAUGGUUAAUGAUGUGUCUGGUGGCACUCUAGAUUCCGAAAUGUUGCAUGUCGUUGCAACACUCAAUGUGCCAUACAUUCUCAUGCAUAUGAGAGGUACACCCAAAACCAUGAGCAGCAUGACGAAAUACGACAAUAACGAUGUUGUCGCAGCAGUACGUACCGACAUAUCAUCCAAAGUAACCAGAGCAAUCAAAUACGGGAUUUAUAGAUGGAACAUUAUAGUUGAUCCUGGUAUUGGGUUUGCCAAAGACAGUGCUGGAAACUUUGAUUUGAUUAGAAGGUUGCCUGAAUUCUCGACUGGGGUGUUGGUUAAUUUCCCUGUGCUUGUUGGACCAAGUCGGAAGGGGUUUAUUGGGGUGGCUACUGGAGUUACUGACCCAAAGUUGAGAGGGUUUGGGACUGCUGCCGCUUGUACAGCUGCUAUUGCGGGUGGAUGUGAUUUGUUGAGGGUGCAUGAUGUUAAGGAGAUGAAGGAUGCUGCUCAAGUGUCGGAUAGGAUAUGGAGAAGCUCAUAA